GAUAGUGAAGUAUGAACUGUGAUUAUCCAAAUAAAUUUGUGAUGUAUUAGUAUUGCAGAGGUUUGUGGUUUUCAAAUUAAAGUUAUUAGAAUUUAAGAGAUGAAAAUAAAUAUGGAUAUAAUGGACAUCGUGUGAAUUGGAUUGGAAUUUGGAUUAUCAAUUUCUAUUUUCAAGGCGUUUUGCCUAAUUUACUACAGAGAAAUGUGAGAAUUGGGCAGCCUAUUAUUUACGAUUUUUGGACCGAAUACAAGAAUGAGUAGGUUGUCUAUGACAACUGCUGUUAGGGUUCGCCCACCCUUCCAAACAGUUGAAAACAACUGUUGUUUUGAUUCGUAUCCAAUGAGCAAUGUGUUGCGAUGUGGGCCUACUCUACUAGCAACUGUUUCUGACCUUGUCUUUGGCUGUCAAGUUAACCAGGAUGAAUUCUUCUACAGCACCGUCAAACAUAAAUUGGAUCUCUUUAUUAAAGGGGAGAACAUAUCAGUUAUUGCUUUUGGGGACCACUACAGUGGGAAAUCUUUCACAUUGUUUGGCCCAGGACUGCAUUGCAUUGACAGUGAAGCCCAUUUUGGUAUGUUGCCCCGAGCUGCAACGUAUCUAUUCUCAAAUUUGGAGCCACCUAAUGUGUUUUUCCCGGACAAUAACAAUAUAUCAUCAUUGAUCAAACUGGAGAUGAGUAUUUUUGAGGUGUUUGAUAAAGGUCUGAGAGACCUGUUGGAUACUAAAAAUAACCGUUUCAUGCUGGUACCAGGCGAAAAGGGGGAUUUGACUGUGUGUGGUGCCACUACUGUCCGGUGUGAAUGUCCACGAGAUGUGAUAAAUCUGUUGCAAGUGGCCAUGGCAAAUCGUCAAGUGUCUGAAAAUCUAACUCAUCCAACAAGCGUGAUCGUCAAGCUUGAACUUCAUCAUCCUGUUUAUAGAGAUGGUGAAACAAAAAUCCGUGUGUCACAAGCCAUAUUUACCGACUUGGCUUGUGGUGAGCACCCCCCUUCCAUGUGGAAUGUUAGUGAUGGGGUAAUCAUGGGUCUAGAUUACUAUGUGCUGAGUGUACUGACUAAAACACAUGGUGGAGCAUCACAUAAUGAUGACAUUCACAUCUUAUACAUGAGAGAAUACUUGAUCUUCCUCCUACUUCAGGAUUCAUUCAAUGGAAGACUUAACACCUUGGCGAUUUGCUGCAUUUCUCCGUGUGCCAGGUUUGCAGAGAAGACUUGGCAAUACCUUAGUCUAAUCAGACACAUUACUUAUCUGAGAUUGCCAAAGCUGGAUCUGAACAAACCGAACAUAAACCACAGCAUAGAUGAAAACAGGCAACAGCAACAGUCCACCCUGAUAUCGGAAGCAGAAUCUCUGCUGAGUAGAUUAUCAAUGAGCAAGUCCUUUUCUGAAGAUGAAAGAGAACAAUUUUCCAACUGGUUACACUUGAAGCAAGAGUACGAGGAGGAAUCUGUCAAUGGACAGGCCCAAAGUCACGGCCAGCCUCUUGAGUGCAUAGAAGAAGUUACGGAAAGUGAAGAAGAGGUUCCAAGUUCCAAUGAAAAGAUGUCUGAGUCGAACGUCAUGGCCACCCCUUAUUGUGAGAGUGAUCAAGAUGAGUGCGAAAAUAAAGUUUCUCAAAUCUCCGAUAGUGACUUUUAUGACAAAUUAGACAAUGUGUGUUUUCAAUUUUCUGACUUUGUUGAAAAUUUCCUUGAGGAUUUUCACGUAAUGCCUGUUUUUACUCCUGCAAAAGAAUGUAAACGUGUCUGUUCUGCAGCUAGAAGAGGAGGACUGUCCUCUAUGCCACCUAUGAAUGAGGCUCAGCGUGAGAAUGAAGCAAAAAGUGCACAACCACUGAGAGAUUUCGUGUCUGCCAAUCCUACAAAUGUUCAGCUCACAAAAUCGAGCCCCAAAGAAAAUUACAACAAAUGUCAACCGUUAGUCGAGGAUCCAAAAAUCCAGGCUGAGAAAACGCCCAUCAAUGAGAAGAACAUAGAAAAGUGGUUAGAGAACGAGGAGACGAGGGUGAGGAAGGUCAGGGAAACGUGGGUGAGGUGGCGAAAAGAAGCUAAUGACGUGAAGGACACAACCAUUUCACAGGAAGUCAAAGUUUUAAGAGCGGAAAAAAGCAAGGACAUGUUUCAGGCUGUGGAAGGUCUAACUUACUUCUUGGAUUUGAUUGAAGACAUUAUGGACUUGGAUAUCGUAACGUCGGAGCCAAAUGAACUUCUUGUCCCUUUUUGCCAUAGGGUUAGGCAGCAUCGUAAAGCCCGGCAUCAGUUCAGCCGAUUGAAGAGUCAGCUGGACAGUAAAGUCAAAGAUAAAACGUCUACUGAAGUGGAACUUAGAGAUCAUCUAAUGUGUGAUGAGAUCAUCGAGUCUUUCGACAUGUGCAUUGAGCACAUUAACAAUGUACUGAUAAAGAAGAAGAUACCUACAUCUAACUUCUCAUCUAACACCAAGGUGGGGAAGCUGGUCGUGGACGAGUUGACAAAACUGUCCAUAAGUGAGAUGAGACACCUCAUUUUCCGACUGUUCACCAAAGUAAUAGACCUCCGCGAGAGUGGGAAGACUCUAGAAGGGCUAAUAACAGAACUGGACAGGAAACUGGAUCUCAAUGAGUUGAAAAUAUCUGCGCUGUGCCAGGCACUGCAGGAGAUGAGGGAACAGCAAACCACAUCCAAGGCGAUGAUGCUGCAGCCUAGCACCAAUCACCCUGUCCCACCCACACACCUAGCUCUCCAGGAAGGAGCAGCUGGUGGCGGGCCCGUGACAAUACCACAACAGAAUCUGCACAAGCUUCAGGCGAAACCCGUACCACCGACAAAAGUCACGUAUACGCCAAGGAAGUUGAUCAUAGAAAAAAAGACUUCCAAGCACUAAAUGCCAUUCAUAUUUUUGAUAGGCGUGUAAAAACAGGACAAUCUUCAUUGAAAUCUAGUCAAGAUUUGUAGCAAAUUAAAUUGUAACAUUAAAUGGGCACAUUGUAACAAUCAAAUCAUAUAUAACGUUUGUGUAGUAACUGUUGGAACUUUAAAACUAUGUAAAGAGUUAUAAAAUAAAAAAAAGAAUAAAAAUAAACUGAGCAAAUUGUAAUUGGAGGUCAGAACCAUAAUGGCAGAUAAUUUUACAGAGGUAAUGGAUCAAAUAAAUAAACUAAAUUAAACCAGUCAACAAAAAUCAGUCACUUCAUUAUUGAAUGAUAUAUCAGUAAACCCACUGAAGUUUUUAGUAUUUUCCUGAUCUUACCAUCACGUUUACAAAUAAUACUUUUAGACAGAUACUUUACACAAGUAAUUAUUACCAUUCGACACGAGUAUCGGAUUACUCUACUUCUUAAAAAAGACUAUAACUGUCAAGUACCCAUGCAUCUAGUAAUUAGUUUGUAGGGUUGUGCAAAUCUGGAAAUAUGUAUUGAAUCAAAUUGAAAUCAAUGGAAGUACGCAAAAGACUCGUUUUAAACCACUAAAAUAGGUAUUUGAUUUCCUAUUUAGACUCAAAGUGUGAUUUUUUUUGAAAAACCUAAAGUUUAUCUCAAAUAAAAAUAAAUAGCUUAAGUAAUUGUAUUGUAUAAUAUUGUUUAUACUUUAGUGAACGUAUUCCCAAUUUACUGUGUAGCCAUAUAAGGUAUCGGCUAUGUUCAUGGCUAAUAGAAUUUGAUGGCGUGUGAAAGUUAUAUUUGGAUCAUUUUACCGUUGCUGUUACUGGAGUGCCAAAUGUUUGAAGAUAUUUGUUGGUUGUUUAGUAUUAGCAAUUUAAUUGGUACAGUAUGUUUGUUUUAAACUGUUUACAAUUAGUGUUUAGUGUAAGGGGUUUAUUUGAAAUUUCAAGCCUAAUGCAAAUACAGAUUUAUAAUACAGGGUGAGUAAAAAGCACGGACAUAUUGUGGGUUUUGCUUACCGUUAAAGAAUGAAUAUUGAUGUUCAUUAUUUUCCAAUUAAAAUAUUUUAAAUUUGAAUUAGCCUCCAUUUUGUACUGGCUUGAGAUAGCCUCUCUAAGUUUCACUGUUAAUUUUCUUUUAUAAAGACUUUUAAAACGAUUUAACUUGACGGGAGAUUACAUUUUAAAUUUUUCGGUUGGGUCCGAUAUUCGGUAUUUGGGGGCAGGGGCAAUCUUGUGAUACUAACUGAAAAGUGCAGUUCUGUACCCCACUGAAGUAUACUGAGAGGUUUUUCAAGGUGCUGUUGUAAAGGAUAUCCAUACUUUUUAUUCACUCUGUAUAAUUCAAUACAAGGUAAAGUUCAUUACUGAACUUUUUCAGAUAUUUAGGGGCAUUGAAUACAUGUUUACAUACAUUGUCAGUGUAAUAGUGGAAUUUCAAAAAGUUGCGUAAUUUAGUUUGAUUUAUCAUGUAUGUAAAGAAAAAAUAAAUUAUAAAGAACAAAGUUUUUAGUUAUGUACAGAUAUUAAGUUAGUGAGAAGAGUGGUACAGAAAAAUAGACCUUAUUUACAGAUCUGCUUGUCCUUGUUGUAGGGCGAAUAUCCUGUUGUCUGCUUGUAUGACUUUCCUAUAUUUGUUAUUAGUGCUUUGAAGUGAUGUCUGGCUUUAUAGCACCAAUUCUGUGAAUGGAAGUUGCCUCUAGUCUUAUUUUAGUGUUAGCAUUGAAUGGUGUCAGCUUCAAAUUCAGCCUUUGAUUGAAUCACGCAACCUCAAGAAGUCAACUAAAUAUUUGAUUUCAUCUUGUAUGGUAAAGGUCCCAUUUCUUAUACAGAACUAGCAGUUACCCGGGGCUUUGCACAGAAUUUCGAAGGCUUUGCACGUGUAUGAGCACUUCUGGUUCGAGUGAAUUAUAAAUUCAGACUCCAAUGUUGAGUAAGAAAAUAUGUCAAAUAGUGUAUAUUCAUGGCAAUCUUAGUCGUUUUUGUCUGAUAGUUGAUUUUGCCUUGUUUCCACGAUCAAGAAAAUACACAUUCAUAUGUAGGUCGAGAAGUCUACUUCUGUCAAAAGUUAACUAAGAUGGGUUUUAUAACAGUCUUUAAAUUUACAGUAAAAGUGCAUCACAGUACUGACACUGCACACUUGAUAUUUGAUAAAGUGUGCAUUUGAGCAGGAUCCAUACAUGCUUCUAACUUCAUUAAUUUUAAUGAGCUGCCAUUUUGUAAUGGGUUGAGAUAGAAAGCUCAAGUUGCCACUGUUCUCUCACUUAAUGGGCCUUUACAUUUAAAAAUGUUGAGCUCAUAAAAAGCUUUAAAACAAUGUGUACAUUGGUUUACAUUUGAAAGCUUUAGUUUGGGCCCACAAUUUUGUAUUUUGGGGGCAGGAGCAAUCUUGUGAUACUAAUCAAAAAGUGCAGUUUUGUAUCCUACAGAGAUAUACUGAGUUUGGUGUUCCUAGGUUAGGUUGUUAAAAGCUUAAUAUAUGAGGUAUCCUUGCUUUUAUUCACCCGGCAUAAAUAUAUUGCCUUUUUUACUUUAUUUUAGAUUUUGUCCUCACCACUGCUGAAGCAGCAUCCAUGGCCUUUGUCAGCAUUGGUAAGAAGCUGUUAUAUGCAUCAUCAUCAUUUUAAGAGUUGUAGAAAUCAUUCCAGUCUUCAUUUUCCAUUAGAGCCCUAAUAUCGUCCAUACUUCAGAGGUUUUGUGGAAUAUUUGUCACUGUGUAGCGAUGUUUCCUUUUGUCAACUGUCUUUGAUGAAAACUGGUGGAGGGAUUGUUAUGUAUUUUAAACUGUGCUGUGGUUUAUUGGGCUGUGUGAUCUGAUACACCUACUUCAAUUACAGAUGUUGUCAAUGUGUUAUUGUUAAGGUUGUACAUACACAGUCAGUGGAAGUGUGGGAUAGAGGAGUUUUUUGUGUAGGAGGAAGCGUCAAUACAAUUUUUUUAUUUCACUCUUGUUUUCAAUGUUGUUUGAAUUACUUUUUGUUGUUUGUGGCCAGGGAACUUGGUGAAACCUUUUUAUGUUCUGUGUUUUAUUGUGUUCUUGAUAUGUUUAGUAAAAAAUUCUUCCAAAGGAUUUUGUUUGGAGGGGGGAUUUAAUAUUUGCACAACCCUGAGUGAAGUAUUAUGUUAACCAUUAAUUGUUUUAAUUAGUUAAUUUAUUUAAAGACUGAUAGGUUUAACAGACAAUAAACUGAGGCCUAUUUAAACCUCACAAAUUGUGUUCACUUUUAUGCAAAAGUGUGCAACAUUUUUAAUCCUCCAACUGAUAGAAUUAGAUCCUGUACUGACAUGCUAUUGUUAACCCCUUAUAAAACUUUGAUUUAACACAAAAAUUACCAACCAAUACAUGACUUACUAGAUUAUUGUUUACAAGAAGUAAUAACAGUCAGAUUGAUUUUUUGUUGUUUGUUUAGUUUGUAUCAUCACUUUAUAUACAUAUGAAAGGUUUAUGUAAUUUCAAAAUAUUGUAAAAAAGCAGAAUUGCACACCAGCUGAUCAAAACUUACAUAUAAAAUUGAGGAUGUACAUUGCAAAAUUUAAUUUUAAAUUAAAUUAACAACGCAACCGUAUAUGAAAUGUAUCAUUACAUGUAACUAGUAUUAUCUAUUUGAAUUAUACAGGGAAUAAAUGAACUAUUUUGCAAUGCCAUCAUUACUUUUGAAGAAUAUAAUAUACAUUAUAUCUUACGUAAUAAUAUGUAAUAUUAUUUAUGAAGUGUUUAGCAAUAAUCUGAUCAGCUUGUCACAGUCAUUUGCACAAAAAUGUUCAUCAUAACUACGGUGUAAAAAAUAAAAAACAAAUUUAAGAAUCGGAUGAAAACUAACUCAAACGUCUGUUGAAUGCUGUUUGUGCGUUGUUGCCAGUACAGGAGCCUCCUGUCUGCCGUGGGUGUGACAGUUGUCAGUCAGGGGAUUAAUAAGCCGAAUGUAUAUAUUACUUAUUUUAUAAAUAUGUUAAUAUAUAACACUUAUUUUAUAAAUAUGUCAAUAUGUUAUAUACAUGUACAUGUGUGUAUUUUUUCCACAGAAUAAAUGUGUUCUGUUUUGAA
Messenger RNA from Homalodisca vitripennis (glassy-winged sharpshooter), 6904 nucleotides. Its product is annotated as chromosome-associated kinesin KIF4A-like. The record is from RefSeq and is a predicted model, not a curated record. The transcript has 18 exons. Gene Ontology annotation, molecular function: microtubule motor activity; ATP hydrolysis activity; microtubule binding. Gene Ontology annotation, biological process: microtubule-based movement. Gene Ontology annotation, cellular component: microtubule; kinesin complex. The coding region runs from base 253 to 2862 and encodes 869 amino acids. Lineage: Eukaryota; Metazoa; Arthropoda; Insecta; Hemiptera; Cicadellidae.